Molecule: messenger RNA, 2724 nt
Organism: Musca domestica (house fly)
Lineage: Eukaryota; Metazoa; Arthropoda; Insecta; Diptera; Muscidae
Exons: 8
Coding region: 275-2470 (731 amino acids)
Source: RefSeq, a predicted model, not a curated record
UAUACUCAAAAAUAAAUUUAAAAAAAUUACGGAAUAUUAAAAAAAAUAUUGAAAAUAAACCACCGAAAGUGCAAAUUAAAAACGAAAAAAUAAACUUAAAAUUGUGAUCCUGUUCAACUUGGUGUUUAAUUUCAUUCAUAAGAGUCAAUUGAUUGCUGACACCUUGUGGAGUUCAAUAUCUGAUCAUCAUUUUCAUCGACAUAGCUGCUGCUGUUGCUGCUGAAUCUAAGACUGGCUAUAUAAGGCAUUUGUGUUUUUUUUUUUUGCGAAAAAGAUGCGACUGAAUUCUUCCAAACAUCAUAAUCACCAACAAAAGAAAGAUCACCGCCACAGAAUCACCAGCAACAUCAUGAGUCUCAGCACCAGUACCACUACCAGUAUUGUCAUAGCCACAUGCCUCCUGCUCGUAGCCCUACCCUCACCUGCCGCUGGCCGCAUGGCUUUUGAAAAGCUCACAGAUUAUGAUUUUGCCGGCACCACCUACUACAGCGUUAAGAACCUCUCACUCUACGAAUGUCAGGGAUGGUGUCGCGAAGAGGCCGACUGUCAAGCUGCUGCCUUUAGUUUUGUCGUCAAUCCCCUGUCUCCGUCGCAGGAGACUCACUGCCAACUGCAAAAUGAUUCCUCGGCCCACAAUCCCUCGGCUGCUCCUCAGCGUUCGGCCAACAUGUACUACAUGGUCAAACUGCAACUGCGCAGUGAAAAUGUCUGCCAUCGGCCAUGGUCCUUCGAGCGUGUACCCAACAAGGUCAUUCGUGGCAAUGACAAUGCCCUCAUCUAUACCAGCACCAAGGAAGCUUGUCUCUCGGCCUGUUUGAAUGAGAAACGUUUUGUGUGCCGCUCUGUGGAAUACGAUUACAACAGCAUGAAAUGUGUUCUCUCCGAUGCGGACAGACGUAGUGGUGGACAAUUUGUACAAUUGGCCGAUGCCCAGGGCACGGAUUAUUUUGAGAAUUUAUGUUUGAAACCCCAACAGGCCUGUAAAUCCACCCGAUCCUUUGCCAAUGCCCGUGUGGGUGUUUCGGAAGAAAAGGUGGCCCAAUAUGUUGGCCUCCACUACUACACCGACAAGGAAUUGCAAGUCACCUCGGAAUCAGCCUGUCGCCUGGCCUGUGAAAUUGAAUCGGAAUUUUUGUGCCGUUCCUUUUUGUAUCUCGGUCAGCCCCAGGGAGCCCAAUACAACUGCCGCCUAUACCACUUGGAUCACAAGACUCUGCCCGACGGACCCUCAACCUAUUUGAAUCAUGAACGUCCCUUGAUCGAUCAUGGCGAACCAAUUGGUCAAUAUUUUGAAAAUAUUUGCGAUAAAUCGGCUGCUUCGUCUAUUUCCACAAGUCCCGGACCCUUGGAUCAAUUGGAUCAACAGGCACCUUUGUUGGGAGUUGAGGAAGAUCCUACCUUGAAUAUUACCAGGAAUGAUGUGAACUGCGAUAAGACCGGUACCUGUUAUGAUGUCUCCGUCCACUGCAAGGAUACCCGCAUUGCUGUCCAGGUCCGCACCAACAAACCCUUCAAUGGCCGUAUCUAUGCUUUGGGCCGUUCCGAGACCUGUAACAUUGAUGUCAUCAAUUCGGAUUCCUUCCGCUUGGAUUUGACCAUGGCUGGCCAGGAUUGUAAUACACAGAGUGUGACCGGUGUCUACUCCAAUACCGUGGUCCUGCAACACCACAGCGUGGUCAUGACCAAGGCCGAUAAAAUCUACAAAGUCAAGUGUACGUAUGACAUGAGCUCCAAGAACAUUACCUUCGGUAUGAUGCCCAUCCGUGAUCCGGAAAUGAUCCAUAUCAAUUCCUCGCCUGAGGCUCCACCACCAAGAAUUCGUAUUUUGGAUACCCGUCAACGUGAGGUGGAGACAGUGCGCAUUGGUGAUCGUUUGAACUUCCGUAUUGAGAUUCCAGAAGACACUCCCUAUGGCAUUUUUGCCCGUUCCUGUGUGGCCAUGGCCAAGGAUGCCCGCACCAGCUUUAAAAUCAUUGAUGAUGAUGGCUGUCCCACCGAUCCCACAAUCUUCCCCGGCUUCACGGCCGAUGGCAAUGCCCUGCAGUCCACCUAUGAGGCCUUUAGAUUUACCGAAAGCUAUGGUGUCAUCUUCCAGUGUAAUGUGAAAUACUGCCUGGGUCCCUGUGAGCCGGCCGUGUGCGAAUGGAACAUGGAAUCGUUUGAGAGCUUGGGCAGAAGACGUCGUCGUUCCGUGGAGAGCAAUGAAACCAAGGAAGCCGAUGAGGACAUGAACAUUUCCCAGGAGAUUUUGGUCUUGGACUUUGGUGAUGAGAAACGUGAAUUCUUCAAAUCCGAUCCCAGCACAGACUUUGCUAAAGAUAAGACUGUCACUAUCAUUGAACCCUGCCCCACUAAAACUUCCGUCUUGGCCUUGGCCGUAACCUGUGCUCUCAUGAUCUUAUUGUAUAUUUCCACCUUGUUUGUGUACUAUAUGAAAAAAUGGAUGCAACCCCAUAAAAUUGUAGCAUAAGACCAACAACAACAACAAUUACAACAACACCAAUCAACCAACCACCACCUAGUGAAAGUAAAACUAAUGACAACAACACAGCAAUAAUCAAUCACCCAUACAGACACACACACACACGCAUAACCAAGCAAUCACACAGACACAAACAAACACACAUGCAAACGUGAAAAAUGCAAAAAUACGAAAAAUCCUAAAUAUUACGGUAAUUAGUGUUUAAAGAACAAAAAAUAACAACAACAACAACAAAAAACUGA